AUGGUUACGGAGGCAGAGGAUUUUCAAAAGAUGUGUAGUAACGUUGAGCUGAAGAAACCGAUUUUCGGUAGGGAAUGUGGUACGGUAGAUCCUCAUGAAAAUGUUUCAAAUUAUCAUAAUUAUUUAUCAAGAGAGAUUUCUACUAAUAGUAUAGAAAAAUAUAACUUAAAUGAAAAUUUAAGUGAUUUACAAACUGUUAGUGAAAUUUUUCCGAGUUACCCUGUUUCGAACUAUAACAGUUCCCGUCCAGGAGCAUUUUUUCCUUGGCCACGGAAUAUUACAGGUGAAAGAGUAGAAAAGUAUGAUAGUCGAAGUAUAUCUUGCAAUGCUCUACUUGGAAUUGAAAUAGAACAUCGUCCGCCAACAAAUAUUCCAGGACCAAUUAAAAUGGCAUUUGGUAGAGCUGCACCUGGUUAUUAUGCACAAAAAUAUCCAAGUAAAGAAACAUGGUUCAAUUCCAAUGCAUUGCAUCGUCAUAUACCUAUAAUAAGAUUUAAUCCAUUUUCACGUAAUCUAGAUAACUAUAAAAACUAUAACAAUGGAUAUAAAGAAUAUUUAUAUAGAGUAAAUGAAUUGACAGAAUAUCAAGAUAAAUAUUUAGCAAAUACUCCAUCGUUAUGAAAACAAAUUAGAUAAUCCUGUUUUAACUUUGAAGAUAUAAAAGAAAAUCAUACACACACGUAGACACAUAAAUUGUAGGUUAGUGACUUGAUCUUGAGGAUGGGUCAAGAAGAAGUAAAAAAUAGACACACUCUUCUGUUCUUUUUUCUUGUUUUUUUUUCACUUUCAUUUCAUUUCAUUUCAUUGAUUAACUUGUGCAAAUAAUGUUCGUUGUCUCAAGCAGUUUUUCACAUCAAUCCAUAUAAACAAAAUGAUGGGCUAUUUGAAUAGAUUUGUGAUUGUUUUCGUUUUUUUUGGCUUACACCGUCAUAGGCAUAAAGUUGAUUAAUUAUUAGAAACUGUAUUGUUUUUAAUAUAGAAUAAAAUAGAUUUAAUAAAUUUGAUUUUGUUUGAUUGAAUAAACUAUCAUUUCAAUUUUAGCUUGAAUUUACAAGGCGAUAAGUGUUGAUAUUAAGCGAAUAAUUCUAUAAUUCAUCAGGUUGUAUCCGCUACAUUGAAAAAAACUGAGAUGAAUUGUACAUUGUCUAAGAGUCCUAUAGUCUAGUAAUAAGCAAAUAUUAAUGAACUAUGAUAAAUAAAUGGUUUAUUUAACUGGGUGACAAUAAAAAAGCAUGACUCGUAAAUACUUUUAGUUGUCAUUGGAAAUAUGGCUCCCUAUAUCGCUUUAUAGCCAACUUUACAUGCCCAUUUUAAAUAUCGAGCGAAAACAUUGUACAUUUCAAUCCUUAUUCUAAUCUACUCAACUGAUAAUUUGAGCAUUAAAGAUUCUUGAAAUUGC
Molecule: messenger RNA, 1399 nt
Organism: Schistosoma bovis
Lineage: Eukaryota; Metazoa; Platyhelminthes; Trematoda; Strigeidida; Schistosomatidae
Source: the annotation of a GenBank genome assembly